UCGCAAAUUUCCACGCGGCUGACGCCGCUGACAGCAUUUCUGCAUUCUCCUUCCUCUCUAAGGCUAUGGCUAAUGUUAUUUUGUUGUCUUUGAUUUGGUACGUAACUUUCUUCUUUUAUUAGCUGUUAUAAUUUCUUUUACUCAUCUAAUAAAAAAGUAGUGCAGCUGAAGAUCAUGCAUGCCGCUCGUGUUUGUUUCUCGUAUGCCUAUUUUUCUUACAGUUUCAUUUCGACUUUUAUUAUCUUUUCGCACCAUUAGUUUUUGAAUGGACGCUACAAAGCUAUGCUCUCUCUUGAGGGCAUGCUUAAGUUCCAAGUCACUCAAGCAAGGCAAGCUCAUCCACCAGAAGAUAGUCUGUCUAGGCUUACAGAACAACAAUGUCAUUUGCAAAAACCUCAUCAACUAUUACGUGUCUUGCCAUUUGUAUGAUUCCGCGGCGCUAGUUUUCCAAAAUAUUGAGAAGCCAUUAGACAUCUCUUUGUGGAAUGGCCUGAUGGCCGCUUACACCAAAAACUUCAUGUUCGUUGAAGCUUUUGAGCUGUAUGAGAGGUUAUUGCGUUACCCAUAUUUGAAACCUGAUAGUUACACUUACCCAAGUGUUCUCAAGGCCUGUGGUGGAUUGGGUAGAGUUGGUUCUGGGAAAAUUAUCCAUACCCAUUUGAUAAAAAUUGGCUAUCUAAUUGAUGUUGUUGUAGCCAGUGCUGUUGUGGGCAUGUAUGCAAAGUGCAAUGCGUUUGAGUAUGCUGUACAGUUAUUUGAUGAAAUGCCUGAGAGGGAUGUGGCAUGUUGGAAUAGUGUGAUUUCUUGUUAUUAUCAAGAUGGGCAACCUGAAAAAGCAUUGGAAUUGUUUGAAAGAAUGAGAGAUUCUGGCUUUGAGCCUAACUCGGUGACACUCACGACUGUCAUAUCAUCUUGUGCAAGGCUUUUAGAUUUGGAAAGAGGGAAGGAGAUACACAUGGAGCUAGUGAGAAAAGGAUUUGUGUUGGAUGGUUUCAUCAGCUCGGCUCUUGUGGACAUGUAUGGAAAAUGUGGUUGUUUAGACAUGGCUAUAGAGGUUUUUGACAAUAUACCAAGAAAGACUCUGGUUACUUGGAACUCCAUGAUUGCAGGAUACAGUUUAAAAGGUGACAGCAGUUCAUGCAUUGAACUUUUUGGAAGGAUGAAUGAGGACAGAAUUAAACCCACUAUGACUACUUUAACCAGCAUAUUAAUAUCUUGCUCAAGAUCAGCCCACCUUCAACACGGAAGAUUUGUACAUGGGUAUAUACUAAGAAACAAAAUAGAAGCUGACAUCUUUACUCAAAGCUCCUUGAUAGAUUUAUACUUCAAAUGUGGAAAUGUUGUGUCAGCUGAAAAUGUUUUUAAAAAGAUGCCCAAGACAAAUGCGAUUUCUUGGAAUGUUAUGAUUUCUGGAUAUGUGACGGUUGGCAAUUAUUUCAACGCUCUUGGCAUCUUCAGUGACAUGAAAGAAGCUGGAGUUAAACCAGAUGCCAUUACAUAUACUAGUGUUUUACCAGCUUGUUCACAUUUAGCAGCCUUGGAACAGGGUAAGGAUAUUCACAACUGUGUAAUUGAGAGUAAGUUGGAAUCCAAUGAAGUAGUUAUGGGGGCUCUCCUUGAUAUGUAUGCUAAAUGUGGUGCUGUGGAUGAAGCACUUAAUGUUUUUCAUCAAUUGCCAGAGAGAGAUGCUGUGUCGUGGACGUCAAUGAUCACAGCUUACGGGUCUCAUGGUCAAGCUUUAGAAGCUUUGAAGCUCUUUGGUGAAAUGCGGCAGUCCAAUGCAGAACCAGACAAAGUUACUUUCCUUGCAGUUUUAUCUGCUUGUAGCCAUGCUGGAUUGGUUGAUAAAGGUUGUUAUUAUUUCAACCAAAUGAUCACCCAGCAUGGUAUUAAACCCAGAAUUGAACACUACUCAUGCUUGAUUGAUCUUCUUGGACGUGCUGGAAGAUUGCGUGAAGCUUAUGGGAUUCUCCAAAGAAACCCAGAAAUUAUAAAGGAUGUCGGGCUACUGAGCACACUGUUUUCUGCAUGCCGUUUGCACAGGAAUUUAGAAUUGGGGGCAGAAAUUGCAAGACUGCUUAUUGAGAAGGAUCCUGAUGAUCCAUCUACUUAUAUUAUCUUAUCAAAUAUGUAUGCUUCUGCUAAAAUGUGGGACGAGGUGCGCAUGGUGAGAUCAAAGAUGAAAGAGCUAGGAUUGAAAAAGAACCCUGGGUGUAGCUGGCUUGUUAUUAACAAAAGGAUCCAACCUUUCUUUGUUGGUGAUAAGUCACACCCACAAGCCGAGAUGGUGUAUGAAUGCCUCACAAUUCUUUCCAGUCACAUGGAGAAAGAUGAAUUGUUGCCAUGUUAGAGAUCAGCCACCCAGUGGAGCUUCUAAAUCUUUUAGAGCGAUAGGAGAUGUGUAUAUAACUCUUGAUUCGCAUUAACUCUUCCCCUGCUCAAAACACAGCAGGAGAAAAAGUUUCAUAAAUUUACA
Corylus avellana is the source of this 2476-nucleotide messenger RNA. Its product is annotated as Tetratricopeptide repeat (TPR)-like superfamily protein. NCBI's taxonomy places the organism in Eukaryota, Viridiplantae, Streptophyta, Magnoliopsida, Fagales, Betulaceae. Gene Ontology annotation, molecular function: protein binding; RNA binding. Gene Ontology annotation, biological process: RNA modification. The record is from RefSeq and is a predicted model, not a curated record.